This is a messenger RNA of Erinaceus europaeus (western European hedgehog), 2247 nucleotides long. RefSeq names its product cell adhesion molecule 3 (gene CADM3). The transcript is spliced from 10 exons. NCBI's taxonomy places the organism in Eukaryota, Metazoa, Chordata, Mammalia, Eulipotyphla, Erinaceidae. Gene Ontology annotation, cellular component: presynaptic membrane. Bases 131 to 1429 code for a protein of 432 amino acids. Gene Ontology annotation, biological process: homophilic cell-cell adhesion. The record is from RefSeq and is a predicted model, not a curated record.
GCGCUGGCUAGCUCAGCUCCCGCCUCGGCCCGGGGCUCCCCAGUGGCUCGGGGCGCCCUUGCUCGCGGCUGCUCCCCAGCGCAGCCCACGGGGACAGGCUCGCGGCGCAGCAGGGACCCGCCGACGCGCCAUGGGGGCCCCCAGCGCCCUGCCGCUGCCCUUGCUCCUGCUCCUGGCCUGCCGCGGGGCGCCUGGCGGGGCCACCCCCUCCCAGGACGGCCCCUGGCAGGAGCAGGACGUGGAGCUGGGGACCCUGGCUCCCAUGGAUGAGGCCAUCAGCUCCCCAGGCUGGAGCAGCCCCGACAUGCUGGCCAGUCAAGACAGCCAGCCCUGGACGUCUGAUGAGACCGUGGUGGCGGGCGGCACCGUGGUGCUCAAGUGCCAAGUGAGGGAACACGAGGACUCAUCCCUGCAGUGGUCCAACCCUGCCCAGCAGACACUCUACUUUGGAGAAAAAAGAGCCCUCCGAGACAACCGGAUCCAGCUGGUCAAGUCGACACCCCAUGAGCUCAGCAUCAGCAUCAGCAAUGUGGCACUGGCAGACGAGGGCGAGUACACCUGCUCCAUCUUCACCAUGCCCGUGAGGACCGCCAAGUCCCUAGUCACUGUGCUUGGAAUCCCACAGAAGCCUGUCAUCACUGGUUAUAAGUCGCCAUUGCGGGAAAAAGACACAGCCACACUGAGAUGUCAGUCAUCUGGGAGCAAGCCUGCAGCCCUACUCACCUGGAAGAAAGGUGACCAGCAGCUCAAUGGAGAGCAAACCCGGGUCCAGGAAGACCCCAAUGGGAAGACCUUCACCGUGAGCAGCUCCGUGACGUUCCAGGUCUCCCGGGAAGACGACGGGGCAGAUAUUGUAUGCUCAGUGAUCCAUGAGUCCCUCAAGGGAGCCGACCGCUCCACUGCUCAGCGCAUUGAAGUUCUGUACACACCCACGGCAGUGAUCCGGCCUGACCCACCGCACCCCCGAGAGGGUCAGAAGCUGCUACUGCACUGUGAGAGCCGAGGCAACCCUGUUCCACAGCAGUUCCUGUGGGAGAAGCAGGGCAGUGAGCCGCCCCUGAAGAUGGCGCAGGAGCGGGCCCUGCUCUUCCCCUUCCUCAACAAGAGUGACAGCGGUGUCUAUGGCUGCACUGCCACCAGCAACAUGGGCAGCUCCAAGGCCUUCUAUACCCUCAACGUGAAUGACCACAGCCCAGUGCAGUCUUCCCCCAGCACCUACCAUGCCAUCAUUGGUGGUGUUGUGGCAUUCAUCGUCUUCCUGCUGCUCAUCUUGCUCAUCUUCCUGGGACACUACCUGAUCCGGCACAAAGGCACCUACCUGACCCACGAGGCAAAAGGCUCUGACGACGCCCCAGACGCGGACACGGCCAUCAUCAACGCAGAGGGCGGGCAGCCAGGCAGUGAUGACAAGAAGGAAUAUUUCAUCUAGGGGACACUCCACCUGCGCCCUCAGAGCCCCAUGGGGACUGCUGGGCCGUCACCAACUGGACUUGUACAGAGUGACCCCUGGGCCGUCCUCCCGCUUGCUCCCCGGCCCCCACCCCUGUACAGAAUGUCUGCUUUGGGUGCGGUUUUGUACUCGGUUUGGAAUGGGGGGGAGGAGGGCGGGGGGAGGGGUGCCCUCAGCCCUUUCUGUGGCUUCUCUGCGUUUGGGUUAUUAUUAUUUUUGUAACAAUCCCAAAUCCAAUCCGUCUCCAGGCUGGAGUGGUAGGGGCCCCGGCUGAGGGAAGUGUGAGGAGGGGAGGCAGGGAGGGUCUGGACCAGCAAGGAGCUCCAUCAGGGGGUCUCUGUAUCCCUCAUCCUCCACAGAAGGGCAGUUUCUCCUUGGUUGCACCCCUCAAUCUAUUUAUGAUGAGGUGUCCCCAACAGCCUCUUCUACCCAGUGAAGAAGGGUGACUGAGGCCAUCACGGGUGACCUGCAGACAUGCAGCCCCAUGGGGAUCCCUGGCCCCAUCGCGGCAGGACACAGGCCUGUGGCAGGGGGAAUUAAAGAGGAAGGACGUCCUUCAGGGAACAGCCCUGGGGCCAGCAGGCAAGGUGGUCACUACUUGUCCAGUGGUCAUGGGGUCAGCCUCUCAGACCCUAGAUAGUUGCACAGCACCCCUCCUGCACCCUUCCUCUCAUGGCUUCACCCAUCCUCUACCCACCUACCCCUUCCCACCUAGGCACCCCAGUGUCCCCCCCUCACCCCUGCAACAGCCAGGCAGGUGCAACAACAAAAAUACUAAAGGCGCUUCACUGCUCUGA